Messenger RNA from Anguilla anguilla (European eel), 1767 nucleotides. RefSeq names its product lymphocyte activation gene 3 protein-like. The transcript is spliced from 4 exons. Gene Ontology annotation, molecular function: MHC class II protein binding; protein tyrosine kinase binding. NCBI's taxonomy places the organism in Eukaryota, Metazoa, Chordata, Actinopteri, Anguilliformes, Anguillidae. The coding region runs from base 509 to 1558 and encodes 349 amino acids. Gene Ontology annotation, biological process: interleukin-15-mediated signaling pathway; T cell activation; positive regulation of ERK1 and ERK2 cascade. Gene Ontology annotation, cellular component: membrane raft; external side of plasma membrane. The record is from RefSeq and is a predicted model, not a curated record.
CAAGAAUUAGUUCUGGUGAGAUCAGUGUGUGCAAUAAAACAACAUUAAACGACUAUAAUUUAUCGACACCCUCAUCUCAUCCUAUCUUACCACAAAUUUGGUAACAAACACAAUGUGGAUUUGAACUGCAAUGUAUUAAAAUAGCUUGUAAAGUUGUGUUGCACUGUCUGACCCAUCCUUCAUUUUGUACUGAAAGAGGAAAUCAAGUGCAACAGUAUAGUACGUACAAAAUAAAUCAUUUUCAUCAAAAUGGAUGGAUCAGAAGACUGACAUUUAGCUUAGCCGACUUGGUUUCCAUUAUCCAUAACUGAAACUAGAGAAAUUUUUCAUACUUAAAGUGUGGUGGGUCAUCAGGUUACAAAAACAAAUAAAUUUAAAGAAAAGAAAAAAAUCUCUCAAGGCAUAUUGCGUCACUGAGAAAAUGACCUUCCUUUUUCAUGCGCUGACACUGACCUGCACCGCUGAUACAGUUUGAGAAUUGAGAUAAGAGAGAAGACAGCAAGUAAGAAUGCCUGUGCACAUACUGACCGGACUCCUGCCAUGGCUACUCUUCAAAAUCAUACUCCUCUUCACAGGUGUCAGUGGAUUGGAACCUACAGUGUACUCCAGUGUGGGAGAGCUUGUCAGUUUACCAUGCAACCUUCAUGGCUCUUUUAACUGUUACUCAAUUACGUGGAACUGGAACAGUGUUGGAUCACCAAAAACUACUGAAUUGGUCUCUCAUGGAGUGGUCAUAGCUAACGAUCAACAGAUAGCUAGAAAGCUGAGAAUGGGAUCAAACUGUUCUUUGCACAUUAAUAAUCUUACCACUGCUGAUGCUGGAGGGUACACCUGUCGACAGUAUCACAAUACAAAUAAUUAUACAGAUGCUUCUGUUAUUAAGUUGUCUAUUCUCAACAUCUCUGCGUCCUCUCCAGUGACAGAUUUGACGAUUGGUAGUACAGUUACUCUUGUCUGUAAACUCCACAGCCCUGAGCCUUGUGGAAAAAGCGUUAGAGUGAGCUGGGUUAGUGAGACAGGAGCCCCACUGCAGGGAAACAGGCACAAGCUGUCAGAGUCAGAAUGCUCCUCCAGUCUGACUGUGACACUGGAGCGCUCAGACCGCAACAUGAAGUGGAGAUGCCAGCUAACUGUGGAGGGGAAGCUGAAGGCCUCACACAGUUACACCACCAUCUUCCCUGGUGUCAGUGGUUCAGAACUUACAGUGUACUCCAGUGCAGGAGAGCUUGUCAGUUUACCAUGUAACCAUCAUGGCUCUUUUAACUGUUCCUCAACUACGUGGACCUGGCACAGCGGUCGAUCACCAGACUCUAUUGAAUUGGUCACUCAUGGAGUGGUCAACGCUGAAAAUCAACAGAUAGCUAGAAAGCUGAGAGUGGGAACUAAUUGUUCUUUGCACAUUAAUGAUCUUACCAGUGCUGAUGCUGGCCAGUACAACUGUCGAUUGUUUCAAAGUACAAAACAUUAUAAUGCUUCUGUUAUUAACUUGUCUCUUCUCAACAGUAAGUAUUUCCAUUUGGAAUUUGUAAGAUUCUCUCAGAAUGAUGUAUGCAGCUGACUAACUUUAACAUAGUGUAAUUUCCUACUAAAAUAAUUAUUUGUGUAAAUCAACUUCAUGCAUUUAUUUUCUGAGAACGUGCAGACAUGUAACUAUAUCUCAUGUUUCAUUUUCAGUCUCUGCGUCCUCUCCAGUGACAGAGCUGAAGAUUGGUAGUACAGUUACUCUUGUCUGUGAACUCCACAGCCCUGGGUCUUGUGGAAAAAGCA